Molecule: messenger RNA, 1338 nt
Organism: Coccinella septempunctata (seven-spotted ladybird)
Lineage: Eukaryota; Metazoa; Arthropoda; Insecta; Coleoptera; Coccinellidae
Product: tRNA selenocysteine 1-associated protein 1-like
Exons: 5
Coding region: 219-1142 (307 amino acids)
Molecular function (GO): RNA binding
Source: RefSeq, a predicted model, not a curated record
UCAUUAGUCUAUGAUGCUCACAAACAAAAAGAUUUUGAGAAAAGACCAAAAGUGGCUAGAAUUUUCAAAACCAUUCAAACUACUUUCAAAGUUAAGAAUUUUAAAAUUAUAAUACCGUCUCAUGAAAGCGUCACGAAAACUUCGGUUAUUUCAGCUUCAUUGAUGGAUUAAACUUGAGUAAUCUGCACACUUUUCAAUGUGACCUAGGGUAAAAGUGUAUGGCACAUUUGAAUACGUUUAUUAUGAUAAAUAACAAAAUGACGAACAUGAUAGAUUGUCAACUGUGGAUGGGAAGUUUGGAGCCCUACAUGACGGAAAGUUUCAUUUUAUCGGCCUUUCGAAGGAUGGGAGAGAAUCCACUCAACGUCAAAAUAAUGAGAAACAAGCUGACGGGAGAGCCAGCAGGAUACUGUUUCGUUCUUUUCGCUAAUGAUGCAGAAGCUAUCGAUGUGAUGCACAAAUUGAAUGGUAAACCCAUACCCAGUACCAACCCAGUCGUUCGAUUCAAACUCAAUAAUGCAAGUAACAACGGAAGAAGUGUGCCAGAGCGGGAAUUUUCAAUAUGGGUCGGUGAUUUGAGUCCAGAUGUUGAUGAUUACAAUUUAUAUCGUGUUUUCUCAUCCAAGUAUAGUACAAUCAGAACUGCAAAAGUUAUUCUUGAUAAUAGUGGAUACAGUAAAGGGUAUGGAUUUGUCAGAUUUGGUAGUGAAGAUGAAAUGAAAAAUAGCCUGAUAUACAUGAACGGAUUUGUUGGUUUAGGUACCAGAGCGUUGAAAAUAUGCAAUGCAGUUACGAAAUCCAAAGGUGCCCCCACAAAUACAUACACAUCUACUUACUCAACAAACACCGACUAUACACAAUAUUAUGACCCGUCCACUUAUUGGCAAAAUUAUGCUAAUUGGCAAACUCAAGGCUACUACGACCAGAGCGUCAAUACAGCCAGUACUACAGAAACAACAGUCGCGAGUAAUGUGACUCCACAAAUUCCAGAGAAAAAAGACGAUGAUUUAGAGCUUAUUGAUCACACGAUAGUUAUAGACGUUGAAAAAUGGAAUAGGGAUAAAAUGGAACAGGAUAGCAAUCUGUGGGAUGCUUUGGAAGGUUCCAAAUGGAUGUCAACAGAGCAGAUCGAAGUGAAUUGAAGCAAAAUAUCCUUUUUAACAAGAUGGAAACAACACUAAGCAAUUUUAUUAUAAUGAUUAUUUGGACGAUUGUCGCUACGGAAAUUCUGCUGGAAACUUUGAUGUUAUUACUCGAGUAGGUCAUACGAUGAAUCAUGUUGUACAGGUUGUGUACCACCCUCAAAUUGCAUGGUUGAAUAAAAUUGUUUUCAAGGAA